AUGCCCGUCGAGGUCCACGGCUUGCACGAGUUCGUCCCGCCCGACUUUUCUCGCGGCGACCAGCGCGGUCCUUGCCCAGGCCUGAACGCUCUCGCCAACCACGGGUACAUCAACCGCAAGGGCGUCACGUCGCUGGCCGAGGUCGUCCCGGCCAUCAACCAGGUCUUCGGCAUGGGCCUCGACCUGGGCUUCCUGCUGGCCACCAUUGGCGUCGUCUUCACGGGCAACCCGCUCAGCCUGAACCCAGGCUUCUCCAUUGGCGACUCCUCCUCGGCCAGCCAGAACCUGUUGGGUAAUCUUUUCGGCCUGCUCGGCAAGCCCCGCGGCCUCUCGGGCUCGCACAAUAUCAUCGAGGCCGACUCAUCAAACACCCGCAACGACCUGUACCUGACGGGCGACGCCUCGAGCCUGGACAUGGACGUCUUCAGGGGCUUUGUCGACAUGCUUCCCGAAGGCAGCAACUUGGACAUUGAUGCCAUGGCCCAGCGUGCCGAGAACCGCUUCCACGAGUCCAUCGCCAGCAACCCCAACUUCUACUAUGGCCCUAUCACGGGCUCCAUGCUGCGGAACGCGGCGUGUGCCUUCACCACGCGCUUCUUCAGCAACCACAGCGCUGAGAAUCCCGGUGGUUUCCUGGACAAGAAGAUUGCCCAGUCUUUCCUCGGCGUCACCGAGCAGAACGGCGUCAUGACCUACCAGCGCGGCUGGGAGCGCAUUCCCGAGAACUGGUACCGCCGCCCCGUCGACUACAGCGUGCUCGAGAUGAACUUGGACCUCGUAGGCAUGAUGGUGAAGCACCCGGCCAUCGCGUCCAUCGGCGGCAACAUGGGCAAGGUCAACUCGUUCGCCGCCGUCGACCUGAGCGACAUCUCUGGCGGGCUUCUCAACACCGCCAUGCUGCUCGAGGACAACAACCUUCUGUGCUUUGUGUUUGAGCUGGUCAAGACCUUGGCGCCCAACUCGCUGUCCAGUGUCUUCAAGCUCAUCGACCUGCCCCUGCAGGUUCUCACCAGUGCCAUCAACCUCAGGCUGCUCGACCUUGCCUGCCCGGCUUUCGCUGAUCUCAAGAAGGAUGGGUCUGGACUUGACAAGAUUGUUGAAAACAUUGACGACUUCCUUCACACUCUUCCUGGAGCUAGAGGGCUGAACUAG
This is a messenger RNA of Microdochium trichocladiopsis, 1152 nucleotides long. RefSeq names its product Chloroperoxidase. The transcript is spliced from 2 exons. NCBI's taxonomy places the organism in Eukaryota, Fungi, Ascomycota, Sordariomycetes, Xylariales, Microdochiaceae. Bases 1 to 1152 code for a protein of 383 amino acids. Gene Ontology annotation, molecular function: peroxidase activity. The record is from RefSeq and is a predicted model, not a curated record.